Molecule: messenger RNA, 1064 nt
Organism: Salvelinus sp. IW2-2015
Lineage: Eukaryota; Metazoa; Chordata; Actinopteri; Salmoniformes; Salmonidae
Product: protein DOP1A
Biological process (GO): Golgi to endosome transport
Cellular component (GO): trans-Golgi network; endosome
Source: RefSeq, a predicted model, not a curated record
AUGGAUAAUCUGCCCAGCCGGCAUCGCAAGGCCCUGGAGACCUACGAGAUCAUCUUCAAGAUCAUAGGGCCCAAGAGGCUGGCCAAAGACCUCUUCCUCUACAGCUCUGGGCUGUUCCCUCUACUCUCCAAUGCUGCUAUGUCUGUGAAGCCGGUGCUGCUGGGCCUGUAUGAGACAUACUACCUGCCCCUUGGGAAGACCCUCAAACCUGGCCUGCAGGGGCUGCUGACUGGGGUCCUACCAGGCCUGGAGGAAGGCUCUGAGUACUAUGAUAGGACCAACAUGUUGCUGGAGAAGGUGGCUGCGGCGGUGGAGCAGUCGGCCUUCUACAGCGCCCUGUGGGGCAGCAUCCUGACCAGCCCUGCCGUGCGCCUGCCCGGGGUCACCUUUGUCCUGCUGCACCUCAACCGCAAACUCUCCAUGGAGGACCAGCUCUACGUCAUGGGCAGCGACAUCGAGCUCAUGGUGGAGGCAGUCAGCACGUCAGUGCAGGACUCCAGUGUUCUGGUCCAGAGGAGCACCCUGGACCUGAUCCUCUUCUGCUUCCCAUUUCACAUGAGUCAGGCCACCCGUCCAGACAUGAUUCGGAUCCUCUCUGCAGCGCUGCACGUGGUUCUGAGGAGGGACAUGUCACUCAACCGCAGACUGUACGCCUGGCUGCUGGGUAAAAGACACACUCACGCACACGCAAUGGUUUUCCUUAGCCGGUAAUAGCCUGCUUCUGGAUGUAAUUUUGUUGUUGAAAAUUCGAUAAAUAAAAUUGGCACCUGCAAAUUGUCUGGGAGAAGAAGAAACAAAUCCCAUUGCGAAAUAAUGCUUUUUAGCCUAUUAACUGAUGGAAAUACCAGUUUAUGUAAAUACAUUUGACUGGUCAUGCUUAUCAGUCUAUAAGAUAAUUAGCAUCAUUUAGUGAAAUUAAAAUGGCGCGUGUUCAGUAUAUUUGUUAUGUAUUACCGAAAACAGGCUUCAUCAACACGUCACACCAAUUUGCAAUAAGUUGUGUCAAGUUGGCUGGAUGUUUUUUGGCUGGUGGACCAUUCUCGAUUCACACGGGAAACUGUUGA